This is a messenger RNA of Apiotrichum porosum, 2109 nucleotides long. RefSeq lists its product as uncharacterized. Gene Ontology annotation, cellular component: mating projection tip; cell cortex; spindle pole body. The record is from RefSeq and is a predicted model, not a curated record. NCBI's taxonomy places the organism in Eukaryota, Fungi, Basidiomycota, Tremellomycetes, Trichosporonales, Trichosporonaceae. The transcript has 6 exons. Bases 1 to 2109 code for a protein of 702 amino acids. Gene Ontology annotation, biological process: establishment of spindle localization; nuclear migration along microtubule; mitotic spindle orientation checkpoint signaling.
AUGUCCACCACACUCGCACAGCAGAUUCUGUCAUUGUCCCUGGAUGACAAUAAUGAGAAGCGCGGCGACACCGCACCCUUGCCAUCGGAUGUGAGCCCACCACCACCAGGUCACGCGCGUACCAUCUCGACCUCGUCUGUCACCUCGUUCCGCAACUCGGACGAGUCUGCGUCAACACCCAAUCGCCCACCUCGCUCACCCUUGCGCUCACCGCGCAGGCGCACCGGCGAUUCUACAGCUGCAAUGCUCGAGAUUGAUAAUCUCCAGGUUGAAGUCGCCUCCUUGCUGGACAAGAUCUACGAGAUUGAAGAACUUCGUCACUCGCCGUCCCUCCGCGCGGCACACGCGUCGCGACUAGAUUCUCUGCUCUCCGAAGUGCACGAGACAAUCAUCAACCUCUCCCCCCGCGUUGCGGCAUUUGAGACCAACGCCUCAGAUGCGCCCGACAUCACCACGCCUCUCCACAAGGACUGGGCCAAGGUAACCGCGCAGCACGCACAGCUCGAACAGGAGAUGCAAGAGGACCCAUGGCUUGUCAGGUUCCGCACCACAGCGGAUCAGACCGAGGGCAUGAUGGACCCCCUGCAGUCCAGCUUGGUGGACUUGACGAACUACGCCGGACGCGUGCUCAUGUCGUUCGACACGGUCCCCCUGUACUCAUCGGACGGGCUCAGCAUCGAGCGCCUACGAACCAUGGCUGCGUCGCACGGUCGCAUUAAAUCGACAUACGUGCCCAGCGUGAACCGUAUGCUGCUGAUGAUGGACAAGAGUGUGUCGUGCCGCACAGUGAAGAAUGGCGAGGCACUGCGACGUUUGAACGACAUGUCAACACGCUGGUCUCAGCUGCAGGACGGCCUGGCCAAGCUCGACGGCAAGGUCGCACUGGCACUGUCCCAGAAUGACCCCGACGCCAACUACUUCAACAGCAGUCACCACCACCUCCAGGAGGUGUUGGGGGAUGACUUUGUGUCGUCACCCAAGAUCCCAAUGGUCCCCACAUUAGACUUCGGUCAUGAGGGACCCGACCUUGCGCGUGUUCUCAGUGCUGGCGCACAACCUAUCACUGCCACCAUCGCAUCGUCUCUCGCACCACCGCCUGUGCCGCGUACAGGAUCUGUCACGCCCAAUGCCCAGCGGACACUGCGCCGCGCCAUCUCCCGACCUUCCCUGUCGUCAUCCCAGUCACAUGGGGCAGGCACUCCGCUUGAGAAGCCACGAUGGAUGUACUCUACCAAGGCUGGACUCGACAACAACUCGCCCCCGCCUCAUGUGCCGACCACGACAAAGUCGCAACGCAGGACGAGCUACGGUGGGGCAUCGAGUCAUGGUGGUUCAACACAUGGCGGCUCCAGCUACGCACCGUCCAACUACGGCACGGUACCAAGACGUACAAGCAGCCCGACGCUAUCCAGCCCCUCGGGAUCUGUCAUCAGCUCAACUCGGGCCCCGCUCAACAACGUGAAUGCUACCCCUCGCGCUGUCCGCAGGCGUGAAGAUGAGCACCACGAUCGACUUGCAACUGCCGUCACCCCGCUGCGUAGAGUACCGGUCCUCCAGCGAACUCCCGCACCUACGACACCAGGAAUGCGUCCUCGACCUUCCGGAGUCAACACUCCUGGCGGUAUCCGCCCGCGCCCGUCUUUUGGUAGCGUCGGCCGUGUCCCACCACCCUCGGCGUUCCGCGUGACCUCACCAAUGGGGACACCAUCGCGGCCUGGUUCGCGUGCCGUGUCGGUCAACUCUGUCUCGUCGACUAUCGCCUCGGUCGGACUCCGGCCAUUCGUGCCGAGCAAAUACGACAACUUGGACUUGGAGGUGCAGCGCGUGAUUGACGCAGUGAACCCGGGAAUCUUUAUCGCGCGAAUCGACCAGCCGGUCCGUCGCGGGCAGCGCAAGAGGGAAGGCGAGUUGUGGAGCGGCGAGUUCCUCUUUGGCGCCAGUGGAAGGAAGACGGUCGUCAAGCUGGUCGAGUUGGCAGCAAGGGGCACAAAGCGCAUCAAGUGUAUGAUCAAGGUCGGAGGUGCGUUCGAGGAACUCGGUGCCUACUUGACAAAGUUGAAGAUCGAGAAGGAGAAUGAGCAGGAAGAGUUGGACGACGACAUAUUCUGA